GUGACGCUGGCUUCGAUGCCUUUGCUCUUUGGUGCUGAGCUGAGCAACGCUCUUCACCUGCAGAUGAGAGAGCGAGGGGAGUAGGGACGGGCUUUCUACUUCUGAAGAGCUUACCACUGGAAGUGCGGAGCACAGGGGGAACAAACCAGCUAUCACACCGCGGGGAAAUUAUACAAUUACCAGAGAAGAAAUACGAGCCUUUUAGCCUUUUCCAGCUCAAGCAGCCUCCGCUUGCGUGCAACGAUGAAAACGGUCUCCAUUCUCAUGCUGACAGCAGCCUUACAACUGGCCACGUUUUGGGGGACUAAUGGAAAGCUGGCGUCCAAAGCCCCCUGCAGACCUGGCUUCUCACAAAGCUUUUACUCUGUGCUUAUUUCAAGGGAUGUACUGCAAGGCCGGAGCAUACUUCAAGAUUCCACCGUGUCAUCUCCGAAAGUGAGUUUUGAUGAUUGUAUGGCGAAUGAGGGGGUGGUCUUUCAGAGCAGUGACCCCAGGUUCAGCAUUGGCGCUGACGGGUCCAUCUACGCCCAGAGAGAGGUGACCAGCCUGACCGCACCGGUCCAGUUCACGGUCAUUGCCAGCGGUCCACACGUGUGGGAGACCACGGUCAAACUGGCUCUGAUGGGGCAACCCACUCCCUCACCACCAAGCAAUCAGGUCACAGAGGAAGAGGGAAAAGGAGGGGAGAGGAAGGAGGAAGGGGAGGUCAAAGCACCACCAGAGUUCCAGGCUCCACCCACUGUCAUCAUGUUUCCCAGGCAACAGGAGAUAAGUUCCAAGGGGCUGCGGAGACAGAAGAGGGACUGGGUGAUUCCACCAGUCAACGUGCCUGAAAACUCCAGGGGGCCCUUCCCACAAAUGCUUGUCAGUAUCCGUUCGGACCAGGACCGGAACAUCUCCAUCCGAUACAGCAUCACGGGGGUGGGAGCGGACCAGCCACCCAAUGAGGUGUUCAGUAUCGACCCUGUCGCCGGCAAGAUGUUCGUCACCAAGCCGCUGGACAGAGAGAGGAGAUCAUCUUACCAUCUUCGUGCCCAUGCAGUGAACAUGAAUGGUGAGCGAGUGGAGAGCCCCAUAGACCUGUACAUCUAUGUCAUAGACAUGAACGACAACCGGCCUGAGUUCAAGAACCAGGUCUACAAUGGCUCUGUCGACGAGGGCUCCAAGCCAGGUACGUUUGUGAUGCACCUGGCAGCCUUCGAUCAUGAUGACAACACCACGGCCAAUGGGAUGGUGCGCUACCGGAUCCUUUCCCAGACGCCACACAGCCCCAUCCCCAACAUGUUCACUAUCAACAGCGAGACCGGAGACAUUGUCACCGUGGCAGCAGGCCUCGACCGCGAGAAAGUGUCCCAGUACAGCAUCAUCGUCCAGGCCACGGACAUGGAGGGCAACCUAAACUUUGGCCUGUCCAACACGGCCACCGCCAUCAUCUCUGUCACAGAUAUCAAUGACAACCCCCCCGAGCUCACCUCCAGAACUUUUUCGGGGGAGGUUCCAGAGAACCGGAUCAAUGUUGCGGUUGCCAACCUGACCGUGAUUGACCGCGACCAGCCACGCUCGCCCAACUGGAACGCUGUAUACAGGAUCAUCAGCGGUGACCCCAUAGGUCACUUCACCAUCAUCACCGACCCACACACCAAUGACGGCAUGGUUACUGUGGUGAAGCCGGUGGACUUUGAGCAGAACAGGGCCUUCAUGCUGACGGUGGUGGUCAAUAACCAGGCUCCGCUGGCCAGUGGGAUCCAGUCGUCCCUCCAGUCCACAUCCGGGGUCACCAUCUCUGUGGUAGACAUCAACGAACCGCCCUUCUUCCCCACCAACCCCAAAUCCAUCCGCUUUGAGGAGGGUGUUCCUGCUGGCACCUCUCUCACCACCUUCUCAGCCAGCGACCCUGACCGCUUCAUGCAGCAGACCAUCAGGUAUUCUAAGCUGGCCGACCCAGCUGAGUGGCUGUCCAUCAACACCACCAACGGUCAGAUCGUCACCAUGGCAACCCUGGACAGAGAGUCUAUCUACGUCAAAAACAACAUCUACGAAGCCACCUUCCUCGCAGUCGAUAACGGCUCUCCCAUGGCCAGCGGUACAGGAACCCUCCAGAUCUAUCUGAUAGAUGUGAAUGACAACGCUCCAUCUCUGCUGCCCCGCGAGUCUCAGAUCUGUGAGCGCAUCAACCGCAACGCCGGCAUCAACAUAACGGCUGCAGACUCAGACACGGACCCCAACGUGGGACCCUUUGUAUUCGAGCUGCCCACCUUCCCCGCCAGCAUACGACGCAACUGGACUGUGUCACGUCUCAACGGUGACUAUGCCCGGUUGAGUUUGCGGAUCCAGUAUCUGAAGCCUGGGGUGUAUGAGGUGCCUGUGAUUGUGAGCGACUCGGGGAACCCUCCUCUCUCCAACAGGUCCAUUAUAAAGGUCAAGGUGUGUCCGUGUGAUGAGAACGGAGACUGCACCCUGGUCGGGGCUGUGGCUGCUGCUGGACUGGGGACUGGAGCCAUCAUAGCCAUACUCAUCUGUAUCAUCAUACUGCUCAGUAUGGUGCUAGUGUUUGUGGUGUGGAUGAAGCGUAGAGAGAAGGAGAGGCAGACCAAACAGCUGCUGAUCGACCCAGAGGACGAUGUCAGAGAUAACAUUCUGAAAUACGACGAGGAAGGAGGGGGAGAGGAGGACCAGGACUAUGACCUAAGCCAGCUGCAGCAGCCUGACUCUCUGGAGCACAUCAUCAGUAAGCCCCUGGGAGUACGGAGGGUGGACGAGCGCCCCAUCAUCCCUGAGUCCCAGUAUCCCAUCCGACCUGCCAUCCCCCACCCUGGGGAUAUUGGGGACUUCAUCAACGAGGGUUUGCGGGCGGCAGACAACGACCCCACGGCCCCUCCAUAUGACUCCCUCCUGGUGUUUGACUACGAGGGCAGUGGCUCCACGGCCGGAUCCGUCAGCUCCCUCAACUCCUCCAGCACAGGGGACCAAGACUACGACUACCUCAACGACUGGGGCCCCCGCUUUAAGAAGCUGGCCGAUAUGUACGGGGGAGGGGAAGAUGACUAGGGCCACAGGGGGCCCGGUCAAAGAUCAACUUCCCCUAUCCACCCUACUCAGCUGGUCUGCCAUGCUCUCUAUGUCUCUACAACCUUGGGGGGGUCCUCAAAUCUCCAACUUUAAUACACACCCCACACACACACCAACCAACUGAACUGACCUAGCAACUGACCAAUCAAUUAAGAAACCGCCAUAGUGGACUGUGCAGCAAGGCAGCUUUGGGUCCUACUGUACUGUACUGUACUAUACUGAGCCCUCUCCUGCUCCAAGGCUGUCUAAGACUGAAAUUUAUGCUCUCCAGGUUUUUUGGUAGAUUAUGGGGUUGGUUACUUUUGUUGUGUUUUUUAUUUUUUUAUUAUUUUUUAUUAUCCCUUGCUGUCUUCACUGUCCUUAAAAGCAAGCUAUUUUCUGGUGUUGGGAGGCCAUUGGCUCCCCAUUUCCGCAUCAGCCCCCAGCCGUCCCUUUGCAGAUAGUCCAAGCUGCAUAUUGUGUGACGGGGAAGAAAAGAAAGAGAAACACAGAAUGUCAAUUCUUUCUUCUGCGUGGAAGGCCCUGGUUUAAUCUCUCUGAACUUUGAAUUCAUAGAACAGAAGCACUGUUGUUUAAGAAGUGCCUUCAGUGGUGCGUAUUUUGUCUGACUCUCGCUAACUCAGGAUUGGUUCCCAUUUUCUGGGCUAACGUGGGGCACCGCCCCCUUAUAACCCCUCAAAUCUGACCUUCACGUCCGACUUCCUGUGUGUCAUGUUCAUCACCCUGUCAUGCAACAUGGACAGACAUAGGAGAAGUUGCAGAGGGGAUUUGCCUUUGGGGAUGAGGGGGUAUCAGGAGAGGGAGUGCUCUAUACAAAGACAUACAUUACCAGUCAAAAGUUUGGAGGAUUUUCUUUUGCUAUUUUCUACAUUGUAGAAUAAUAGUGAAGACAUAAAAAAUAUGAGAACACAUAUGGAAUCAUGUAGUGACCAAAAAAGUGCUAAACAAAUCAAAAUAUAUUUUAUACUUGAGAUUCUUCAAAGUAGCCACCCUUUGCCUUGAUGACAGGUUUUGAGCGCCAGAGAGGGGAAGAGGGAGCGCCAGAGAGGAGAAGAGGGAGCGCCAGAGAGGGGAAGAGGGAGCGCCAGAGAGGGGAAGAGGGAGCGCCAGAGAGGGGAAGAGGGAGCGCCAGAGAGGAGAAGAGGGAGUGCCAGAGAGGAGAAGAGGGAGCGCCAGAGAGGGGAAGAGGGAGCGCCAGAGAGGGGAAGCGGUAGCGCCAGAGAGGGGAAGAGGGAGCGCCAGAGAGGGGAAGAGGGAGUGCCAGAGAGGGGAAGAGGGAGCACCAGAGAGGGGAAGAGGGAGCGCCAGAGAGGAGAAGCGGGAGCGCCAGAGAGGGGAAGCGGGAGUGCCAGAGAGGAGAAGCGGGAGCGCCAGAGAGGGGAAGCGGGAAUGCCAGAGAGGGGAAGCGGAAGCGCCAGAGAGGGGAAGAGGGAGCGCCAGAGAAGAGAAGCGGGAGCGCCAGAGAGGAGAAGCGGGAGCGCCAGAGAGGAGAAGCGGGAGCGCCAGAGAGGAGAAGCGGAAGCGCCAGAGAGGGGAAGCGGGAGCGCCAGAGAGGAGAAGCGGGAGCGCCAGAGAGGAGAAGCGGGAGCGCCAGAGAGGAGAAGCGGGAGCGCCAGAGAGGAGAAGCGGAAGCGCCAGAGAGGGAAAGCGGGAGCGCCAGAGAGGAGAAGCGGGAGCGCCAGAGAGGAGAAGCGGGAGCGCCAGAGAGGAGAAGCGGGAGCGCCAGAGAGCAGAAGCGGGCGCGCCAGAGAGGGGAAGAGGGAGCAGGUGUGAUAGAUGGAGUGCUGCAUCAGAUGACCUGGCCUCCACAAUCACCCACUCCCACAAUCAACCAACUCACCAAUUGAGAUGGUUUGGGAUGAGUUGGACUGCAGAGUGAAGGAAAAGCAGCUAAUAAGUGCUCAGCAUAUGUGGGAACUCCUUCAAGACUGUUGGAAAAGCAUUCCAGGUGAUGCUGGUUGAGAGAAUGCCAAGCGUGUGCAAAGCUGUCAUCAAGGCAAAGGGUGGCUACUUUGAAGAAUCUCAAAUGUAAAAUAUUCCCUACUGUUCAAUGGUUUGGGGUCCUUGUUUUUAAUAAUAACAUCAAAUUGAUCAGAAAUAUAGUGUAGACAUUGUUAAUGUUGUAAAUGGCUAUUGUAGUUGGAAACAGCAGAUUAUUUAUGGAAUAUCUACAUAGGCGUACAGAGGCCCAUUAUCAGCUACCAUCACCACUGUGUUCCAAUGGCACGUUGUGUUAGCUAAUCCAAGUUUAUCAUUUUAAAAGGCUAAUUGAUCAUUAGAAAACACUUUUGCAAUUAUGUUAGCACAGCUGAAAACUGUUGUUCUGAUUAGACUAGUUGAGCAUCAGCAUUUGUGGUUUCGAUUACAGACUCAAAAUGGCCAGAAACAAAGAACUUUCUUCUGAAACUUGUCAGUCUAUUCUUGUUCUGAGAAAUGAAGGCUAUUUCCUCUGAGAAAUUGCCAAGAAACUAAAGAUCUUGUACAAUGCUGUGUACUACUCCCUUCACAGAACAACGCAAACGGGCUCUAACCAGAAUAGAAAGAGGAGUGGGAGGCCCCGGUGCACAACUGAGCAAGAGGACAAGUACAUUAGUGUCUAGUUUGAGAAAAAGAUGCCUCACAAGUCCCUAAUGGCAGCUUCAUUAAAUAGUACCUGCAAAACACCAGUCUCAAUGUCAACAGUGAUGCUGCUGAUGCUCCAGAUACUCAACUAGUCUAAAGAAGGCCAGUUUUAUUGCUUCUUUAAUCAGGACAACAGUUUUCAGCUCUGCCAACAUAAUUGCAAAAGGGUUUUCUAAUGAUAAAUUCG
Molecule: messenger RNA, 5878 nt
Organism: Oncorhynchus nerka (sockeye salmon)
Lineage: Eukaryota; Metazoa; Chordata; Actinopteri; Salmoniformes; Salmonidae
Product: cadherin-4-like
Exons: 17
Coding region: 244-3048 (934 amino acids)
Biological process (GO): cell morphogenesis; adherens junction organization; cell-cell adhesion mediated by cadherin
Cellular component (GO): plasma membrane; catenin complex; adherens junction
Molecular function (GO): calcium ion binding; cadherin binding
Source: RefSeq, a predicted model, not a curated record